This is a messenger RNA of Cryptomeria japonica (Japanese cedar), 3388 nucleotides long. Its product is annotated as BTB/POZ domain-containing protein At3g22104. The coding region runs from base 624 to 2423 and encodes 599 amino acids. NCBI's taxonomy places the organism in Eukaryota, Viridiplantae, Streptophyta, Pinopsida, Cupressales, Cupressaceae. The transcript is spliced from 3 exons. The record is from RefSeq and is a predicted model, not a curated record.
UACCUCUCCAAAGCCUGGAGAUCGACGCAGGCUUUUUCCAAGCUUGUUGAACGAGUGCAUAUGCUUCCUCUUUGUUGACUGAUGGUAUGGAAAGUUCCAUAAUUGCACUGUGAAGCUUUGGAAUAAAGAAAAUUUUGCCACCUAAGGUAGGGUAUAAGAAUGUUUUUGACAUUUUUGGCUCCAUAAAGUGUUCAAUGAAAGGGAUUAGACCGAGAAAAUCAUCGUUCUCCUGAUUUAGUUUUAGGAUUAAAGCGAAUAAGCAUCAUACAGCAGCACCGAGAAACAUGCAGGAGAAUCCCCGCCACAUGUGGGAAUCAUAGCCAAAAGUUUGCCAAAAAAAAAAAGAGAACAUGGCUUUUGCUUAUAGUUGCACUAAGUACAGAGUGAAAAAUUAUUAUAUUGAAAACAUUGAAAUAAACAUCCCGGGAAAAAAUUAAACAGAUUUGUCAGGGGAAUGGUGUGAUCGGCAAUAACAAUAGUUUGUAAAUGGUUGCUUUUGCAUUCAGUGGAGACCUGAAAAUAAAGAAAGAUAACAAGCCAAGCAUUUCUGUCUGUAUGUAUCUUGUAUGCCGAUUUUGGAAUUGCAGGGAGGAUGCAAAAUAAUGCUAUGAUAUGAGCAUGCAAUGAUGCACCCACAUUGUGAUUUGGAGGUGAAUGUCAACGGAGAGCAGACGUUUUUGCUAGACAAGAAAACAUUGCUUUCCUUCUGUGGGAGACUGAUAAAAUUGUUCAACAGAGCAGUGCCAGGGCAGGGGCAGAAACCCAAAUCGUAUAAAAUAGUGCUCCAUGAUUUACCGGGGGGACCAGUGGCAUUUGAGCUGGUUGCCAGGUUCUGCUACAAAGUAGAAGGUGCCAUUAACAUAAAUCCUAGCAAUAUAUGCAAGCUCCGAUGUGCUGCAGAAUUCCUGGAAAUGACAGAAGAAAUCCGUGAAAGAAAUCUGGUGGAAUUGACUCAGAAUUAUCUGAAGCUGUUGCCUCUUUGGACUUGGCGGGAAGUGUUUACAGUGUUGAAAGACUGUGAAUCCAUGGUGCCCAUUGCAGAUUCUACUGGAAUUAUACAGAGGUGCAUUUAUGUUUUGGUGGGAAAGAUAAAUGUGAAAACAAAUGUGGUUUCCUUUGGUGCGAGCUUGAGUCCUGUGGACUCAUCUUCUUCUUCUCCGGAGAGCAGUACUGUGAGGUAUUCCACAGCGUCCAGCUGCGAGGCAACCAAAACUGGGUGGUGGUUUGAUGAUCUUGGGUCUCUGAGUAUUUAUUUGAUGGAGAGAGUUGUGAAGAGUAUGAUUGAAGAGGGAGUCGACAAUUGGGUUUUGAGUAGGUUUUUGUUUCAUUAUCUGAGAUCCUCAUUGCCCAUGUUGGGAUACAGUUCCAUAUCUCCCAAGAAGAAAUGUGGGAGAGAGGAGAAGAUUAUGUAUCAGUACACACAAAAGGUUCAAAAGGAGGUCUUUGAGACUGUAGUUGGGUUGCUGCACCGUUUGCACAGGGAAGCAGUCUCGUGUAGAAGUCUGUUUGGAGUUUUGAGGGUUGCGACUGUGUUGAAUGCAUCUAAGCUGUGCAGGAAGCAGCUUGAAGACAUGAUUGGGGCACAGCUUGAUCAAGCCACAUUGGAUAAUAUACUUAUUCCUGCCGCGAACCAGGGGAAUGCGGGAUCACUUUAUGAUGUGGAUCAGGUCCUUAGGUUUGUGCAAGUUUUUGUUAGGGACCGGCACAUUAGUCCUGACAUUCCUGGAUCUUCUCCAUCCUUUGAAGGGGUCAGCACUACAGACAUACCUUACGGUGCUUCUUGCUGCCAGCAGAGUGGGGUUCAGAAGGUAAAAUGUUUGAUGGACAAGUAUAUUGCAGAAGUGGCUCCUGAUAUAAAUCUCAAGCCCUCCAAGUUCCAGGCUCUCUUGGAAGCUUUCCCCGACCAUGCAAGAGACUGUUGUGAUGGGCUUUACAGAGCCUUGGACAUGUACCUUGAGGUACAUUCGACAUUAUCUGAAGAAGAAAGAACGAAACUUUGCAAUACAAUCAAUUACCAAAAGCUUUCUUUUGAAGCAAGUAAUCUCAUUGCUCAAAAUCCCCGACUUCCAUCAAGAAUAGCAGUACAGGUCCUCCUUUAUCAACAAGCCAAGCUCAGAAGCAUGCUUGAUAGCCACUACACAAAAGGCUCAGUCUCCUCUCAUUUCAGUGAUGACGGGAGGAUGUAUAUUCCUCAGGAAGAAGUUGUUAGUGACACUGAUCAUGCCAUUUUGUACUCUAAACAAGUAGAUUACACUUCUGUCAUUUGUGAAGAAAAUCUAGGUCUCAAGGCAGACCUACAGGGGAUGCAAUGGAGGGUCAAGGAGUUGGAGAAAAUUUGCAAUAAGUUGCAUUCUCAAAUGUCUAAACUUGGUAAACUGAAGCCCAAAAGUAGCCAUGGAAGAUUACCGAGGCUUUGCCAGUAAAAGAAAGACAUUUUUAAUUUCAACAUAAUUUAAUGGAUCGUGUACCAUAUAAUGUGUAGACUGUAGAAGACCAUUAAAUUGUAUGAAUAGGUUUCUGAUGUAUUGGGUCGUGCCCAAUGAGUCAAUCCUUGGAUAUGCAAGAAAAACUCAUCCAGGCAUGGGUGUUCAAGGUUAGCAUAUGGCUUAACUAGUUAGCAAAAUCUUUGAUCCUGCUACCGAAAACUAUAUAUGGGAAAGGAUUGCAACAAGUGAGAGUUGCCUCUGGACUGUUUUGUAAUAGGGUCAGAAUCCUGAUUUUGCUGCUUAUAAUAUCAAAAACAAAUGAGCACUUCUAGCACAUCUACAUUUCGAAGAACAAUGAGAAAAGAGAGAAGGAUGAGAACCAUUUCAGCGGGAAAAGAGAACAGAUGUUUGAAAAGACUGAAAAGCCAGCUAGUCGGCCAUGCAAGGGCUUUAAAGGCCUGAUCAAGUUUGUUAGGAUCAUUGCAGCACAGUCCAGACGACUUACAAUUAAAUCAUUAUGUCUGUUACAGGAAAGAUCUAAAGAGCUCCAGUGAGGUCUUGGGGUGCACAAGCUUGAAGUAACAAGUUCCAAAGUUCUUCUGAAUAAAAAUCUCUGUUUAAUUAAAUGUAUAAAUUUUUAAUUUGAUAUGAUAAAUUGUCUUGAUGGUUUUGGAUUUGACUAUGUGAUCAAUUAUUUUCAUCAACAUUUCGGAUCAUAUGAUGGAACAAGAUCCGAAACAUUGAUGAAAAAAUCAACCACACGAUCAAAUCUAGAAGCUAUUAAGACAAUCUAUGCAUUUUAUUGGAAAGAGCAGUGGUAAAAGUCCUCGGACAUCCUUCCCCAAAAAAUUAAAAAAUCUUCCUUGGAACAGCUUCUGCCUUCAAAGAAAUCAUCUGACAUGUCAAACCUUAGUUUAUAUGGUUUUCUCCAAUAUAAAACAACUAAAUGAUUUUGAAGUCAA